Messenger RNA from Octopus bimaculoides (California two-spot octopus), 3731 nucleotides. RefSeq names its product cytochrome P450 26B1. Gene Ontology annotation, biological process: sterol metabolic process. Gene Ontology annotation, molecular function: oxidoreductase activity, acting on paired donors, with incorporation or reduction of molecular oxygen; iron ion binding; heme binding. The record is from RefSeq and is a predicted model, not a curated record. Lineage: Eukaryota; Metazoa; Mollusca; Cephalopoda; Octopoda; Octopodidae.
AUAAUAUGUAUUUGGAGCCCAUUUUUCUAUUUAAGGUUUUCUUCGAUAUUUUUUAAUAGAGUGAAUCUGUAUUAAAUUUAUUUGGUCUGUGAAUUACACAUCAUUGACCGUUAAUUGAAACGACCAAUCCAUGGCCCUUAUUUGAAACAACCAAUCAGACGAAUCCAUGUGUUUUAAAUUUUAAAUUUUACAUUACUUUCGAUUGCAUCGUUAUCCUUCCUCCAUUUCUAACAAAACUGUCCGAUGAACGGGAACGUGAAACUCAGACCACCCACUCGGUAAAGAUUUCUAUGUGAAAAUAGGAUUAGUGCUGCUUGUUAUCACAGUAAUCUGAUGAAUUAGUCACCUGGAAAAGUCUAUUUCCACUAAGACAUGAUGUUUUCAUAUGUUAAGACGGCAGUUCUCUCUCAUACAUGUACGUAAAGCAACUUUUUACAACCAAUUUUCAACAAUGACGUCGUUAUUCCAGUCCCUGGUGGAAAAUACUUCCAGUUAUAUCUUCUAUGCAGCCUCUGUCAUCCUCUCACUAGCUUUAAUCUCCAUAUCACAUUGUUUUUACUUUCGUUUGAUCACCAAACUGUAUAACUUACCACCUGGUACCAUGGGUUAUUUCCCUUUGAUCGGAGAAACGCUUACCUUUUUAAAGUUGAAGGAAAAAUUCACCUUCCAACGUCACUCCAAAUAUGGUAGGGUUUAUAAGACCCAUAUAUUUGGCAGCCCAACCGUCCGAGUGUGUGGUAGUGAUAAUAUUCGUACAUUGAUGAUGGGAGACACUAAAAUCUUACAGGUCUUCUGGCCACCAUCUACUCAGUCUCUUGUCGGUUCUUAUUCAUUAGCAGUGAGUUCUGGUAACCACCAUCGCCAACAUAAAAGUUUACUCCUCAAAACAAUGACACCAUCUAAGCUGAAAUCUCACUUGGAUCAUUUCCAGACAACAGCCUCUGAGAAAAUAGAGUCCUGGAUAAACAGUGGUAUUAUUGAUCCUGUUCAGCAGUGUCGUGAUAUGACAGUCAGGAGUGUGAUAAAAUAUUUCAUAAGAAAUGACUUAGAUGAAUCUGUUAUACAAAAACUUAUCAAAGAAAUAACUACCUUUGAGAAGAACCUAAUGUCAAUACCUCUCAAUAUACCUGGUACUGGUUUUUACAAGAGUAUGAAAGCUCGGGCUGAAAUAUGUUCCAUUAUUCGAUCAGUUUUAUGUCAGAACAAUAAGGAGACAAAGUGUCAAGCACAACCCAAAGACUUCUUGAAUUCUCUUCAUUGCAUGCUACAAGAAAACCGUGAUGGAAACAUAGAGAGAAAAAUAGAAGAUUCUAUAUUAGAGAUAAUCUUUGCUGGCAACUUAACAACAACAGUUUCUUCUUUUUCAACCCUGUAUUUACUGGCUAAUCAUCCUAAAGUGUUGCAGAAAUUAAGAGAAGAGCUUAACGAGUUUGGGCUGAUGUCACAUGAUGGAAUCCAUUAUCCAAUUGUGACACAAGACCAUAUACCAAAAUUGAAUUACCUACAAUGUGUAUUUAAAGAGAUACUUCGUCGACUACCUCCAGUCGGAGGUGUUUAUCGGAAGGUGGUUAAACCUUUCCAGCUUGAGGGCUACACCAUCCCAGCCAACUGGAGAGUUGUCUGUUCCAUACGAGAUCAACACAUUGGUGAUUCCACUUUCGACAAUCCAAUGACCUUUAAUCCUGAUCGAUGGUUAGAGACAGCAGAUGAUCACUCAGCGUUUGAUUUCAUACCUUUUGGGGCUGCUUCUCGUCGUUGUGUAGGGAAAGACUUUGCCAGAUUGUCCAUCCUUUAUACAAUAUUAGAAUUAGCUAGAAGGGCCCAGUGGAAGAUGCAGCCAAGUACUGUAAAGAUAGAUUUCAUUCCUGCUCCUAAACCCAUGGAAGAAAUGACUGCCAUCUUUGAACGAUAUAAACAUGAGUGAGAGACGGCUGUGGAAGUUUGGCUCAUUGCUGGCUGGUUAUUGGUAAAGAAUCAUAACAAUGACAUCUUUGUAAUCAUUAUGAUGAUGAUAAUGAUCAUCAUAAAUGUCAUUAUGAUGAUUACCAUUAUCAAAAAUAAUAACCACAAUAGCAGUAUUAUAAAAAUCAAUUGUAUAUAGAAAAGUUUCAAGACCAGUAAGAGACAACAACAAUGCCUACAACAUCUGCAACAGUAAGAUGAACAGCAGUGUCAACAAUAUAGACAACAGCUACUCAUCAGCAAUAAUAAUUAACAUCAAUAAUAAAAUCCAGUUUUGUCCUUGUUCAUCCUUCUAAAGAAAUCUCAAAAUCAGAAGGGUGAGUAAAUGCUCACAAAGAACACAAUCUUCAACAAAGUCAGAACUGGGAAAUUCAAAUCAUUUACUUUCUAUAAGUUAAUAUAGACUAGAACAUAACGAUUGAUUAUUUUCCUAUCAUCAAAUCUGUCAUAUAAGUGUUGACAUCAUUCUAUAUAACUUAAUAUCCUGCAUCAAUCUGUAGACCUAAGCUAAUAGAUAAGCCAGUAAGCUCAGUAGUGAGAUGAAAGAAGAAUUAAAACAAUGACAAUCUCAGAAAUUUAAUUUGUUAAAAUUACUUCAAAAUAGCAUGUUGGUAACUGACAAAAGAUGACUUGAGAGUGGAAUGAAAAUGUUCUUGAUGUUUAGCUUGCUUUUCUGAUAAAUGAGCCAGCAGGUGAGCCAAUGUGAUUGCUUGACAUACUAGAAAUAGCACUCAAGAUCAAUCUUUGUCAAACCAGAUACUCUCAUCUUCAAAAUAGUAAGUCACAUUUGAUAAUACAGUCCUAGAUAUAAAGGUGAUGAACUGGAAGAAUCAUUAGCAUGCCAGGCAAAAUACUUAGCAGCAUUUCUUUCAUCUUUAUAUUCUGACUUCAAAUUCCAUCAAGGUUGACUUUACCUUUUAUCUUUUCAGGGUCAAUAAAAUAAGUACCGAUUGAUCACUGGAGUUGAUGUAAUUGACUUACCCACUCCCACAAACUUGCUGGCCUUAUGCAAAAAUUUGAAACCAAUAUAGUCAUAGAUAUACAAAAUGGUAGAAUGGUUACAGCUGGAAUGUCAUUGACCAUGCAUCUACUUGAUUAAAGUUAACCUGGGGUUAAACAAUGACAAAAACAACAAUAGCUUGCCAACCUAUACUCAAUAACUAUCCAGCUAUGACCAUCCUACCUUUUUAACACUACAUUAUCCAAUCUGUCCUUUUUAUAUUCAAGACAGUAUGAUGUGAUAUGAGGGAAAGUUAACAGCUAUUUCUUGCUAGCCAUGUAAAAGUUCCCAGGUUGGUUCAUGUAGAACAUCUUUUGUUUGGUGUGGUGAGAGAAACUGAAUUGUCUUCUACUAGUAUUUCAUGGCAAAGAAGAUGAAGACGGAGAAAUACAUCCUCAUCUCGAGUAAAUUUCAUGAAAGCUGGAUAACAGUAGCAGGUCCUGAAUAGCUUUAUCUCACAGAUUAAGUUGUUUAUUAACUGAUUUCAGUGCCAUGAUCUACCUUAAGUGGCUUUCCUAUUUUAGGAGUUAACUUGUGGUUUAUUUUACUACUUACUUAGUAUUUUACUACUUACUUAAUUUAUUUUAACGCUUACAGUAUUACUCACACUAUUUUUUUCCAUACAAUUUGUGUUAACUGCACAUCUUAAUCCUUCUGUUUUUUUAACAGCAUGUAACAUGUCACUGCAUUUGAUUUUUUUUUUCUAAUUUUUGGAAUAUCUCUCUUUUUUUCACUGCUUAUAUCUAAUAAAGUAAUCAUCAUCACCUGA